Messenger RNA from Triticum dicoccoides, 1845 nucleotides. Its product is annotated as disease resistance protein RGA2-like. The record is from RefSeq and is a predicted model, not a curated record. The annotation marks the transcript as partial. Lineage: Eukaryota; Viridiplantae; Streptophyta; Magnoliopsida; Poales; Poaceae. Gene Ontology annotation, molecular function: ADP binding. The transcript has a single exon.
GAGAAGACCAAAGAUGAUCUGAUGCGCACACAAGUGGUGCUGCGGGAGGCCCAGCGUAGAGGCGUGAUCAACAACCCCAGUUUGGAGGAGCUGCUGCACAAGCUCCACACCAAGGUCGGCAAGGCGGAGGACGCGCUGGACGAGCUCCAGUACUUCAUCAUCCAGGACCAGCUCGACGGCACUCAGUACGCUGUGCCGGAUCUGGGCAAUACCCUCUGGGGUCAUGCUCGCCACAUCCGUCAUGCCAUUCACCAUGCCAUCGGUAACUUCAUCCUUCCAUGCUUUUCUUGUUGGCUGCUGCAAGAUGAUGAUCAUGGUGCUGCUGCUAUAAAUCAUCCUCACAAUACCUCCAACCCAGCUAGUGGUAAUGAUGGUUCAGUUACUAAGUUGUCAUUCGACAGAGUGGCCAUGUCCAAGAAAAUCAAACAAGCCAUAGAGGAAAUGCACUCCCUGUGUGACCAAUUCUUGGAGUUGCUAAAAAUAAUCCCAGACCAUAGUAACAGUACUACAACUGUCAACCUAAAACGACCUCUCACAGGAUCAAUCACUGCACAAGAUAAAUUGUAUGGGAGGGAAGACCUGUUUGAGCAAACCAUAAAAGAUCUCAUCACCAAUUGCACAGAUAGCAAUAAAGCUCUUUCAGUUAUGCCUAUAAUUGGUCCAGGGGGUAUUGGAAAAACAACCUUCACCCAACACCUGUACAAAGAUAAAAGGACACGUGAACACUACCCUGCCAGGGCUUGGAUAUGUGUCUCAACUGAUUUUGAUGUGCUUAAGCUCAGUCAGCAGAUCCUUAGCCAAAUUGAAGAAAACAAUGAUGCAUAUCAAACAUCAAGUUUAAACCAGCUCCAGAAUUCCAUUGAAAAGGGGCUCAAGUCUAAAAGGUUUUUGAUUGUCUUUGAUGAUAUAUGGGAAUGCACUACUCAGGAUUGGGAAACCCUGCUAGCUCCUAUGGGAAAGGGCGAAACCACAGGUAACAUGGUUCUCGUCACAACUCGGUUCCCAUCUAAAGUUGAUGAUGUGAAAACAACCGACCCGAUUCUGCUGAAAGGCCUUGAGCUGGAUGAUUUUUUAACAUUCUUCGAAGCAUUAAUAUUUGAAGGACAAAUACCCCACAAUUUGAAAGAACUUGCAAAGGAUAUUGCCAAGAAAUUGAAGGGUUCACCUCUAGCAGCCAAAACAGUUGGUCAGCUAUUGAAGAAUGACCUAUCUAAGAAACAUUGGAUGGCAGUUCUCAAAGAUAAUAGAUGGCAAAAACAAAAAAAUAAUGAUGAUAUUAUGCCAUCUCUAAAGAUUAGCUAUGAUUACCUUCCUUUCCAACUGAAAAAAUGUUUUUCGUGUUUUUCCCUAUUCCCGGAAGACCAUAGGUUUAGCAAUCUAGAGAUUACAUGUUUUUUGAGUGCAUUAGGGAUCAUUGAAAAAGAUGAGAAUUACAUGGAAGAACUUUUGAAAAAUGGUUUUCUCGUGAAGGAGAAUGAUCGUUGGUCAAAUCAACAGUACUAUGUGCUGCAUGAUUUAUUGCACGAACUAGCUCGGAGUGUCUCGUCACAAGAAUGCCUAAAUAUAUAUAGCAAUGGAAGUUUUAGGGCUGAUGAUGUCCCAAAAUCCAUUCGUCAUUUGUCCAUCACCAUGAAAGACAAAUACGUUGAGACUUUUAGGACAGAAAUGACUAAAUUAAAGAGCAAGGUAGACAUCCCAAAUUUGCGUGCUCUAAUGAUUUUUAGAAAAUAUGAGGAACAAAUUGAUGAGAUUAUAGAAGACACUUUCAAGGAAAUAGAGGCCCUUCGUGUUCUUUUUAUCGAAGUCAUGUCCCCAGAAUCUUUACCACAUUACUUUCCAAAACUU